Messenger RNA from Pyrus x bretschneideri (Chinese white pear), 1028 nucleotides. Its product is annotated as bet1-like protein At4g14600. Lineage: Eukaryota; Viridiplantae; Streptophyta; Magnoliopsida; Rosales; Rosaceae. The transcript is spliced from 5 exons. Bases 285 to 662 code for a protein of 125 amino acids. The record is from RefSeq and is a predicted model, not a curated record.
CAAAUGGUUUCGAGACUCGUUCCUCGAAAUAGCAGCUUCUAUACUUGGUCCGACGCGAGGUUGCCGAUUUUUCCAUUUCUCUGGCUCCUCCUUUUCUCUCCAACUUGUCCAGGAACCUCUUUGCUGUCAUCAUUCGCCGCCGGCGUGUCUAAUCGCCGACGAAGAUAUUGAAGACUCAAAAUCUAACAGUGGGCAAUCAUCAAGAAAACAUAUUUACCCAUUGAAUUUGAAAUAAAAGACGAUUGCUUACUCGAGCUCACCAAACACAAACUCUAGGGUUUCUAAUGGCAGGCUAUGGAAAUGCUGCCCCCUACAGAUCAAGGGAGGGUCUUAACCCAAGACCAGCGGCUAACAUGGACGAAAUCCAAUUGAGGAUUGAUCCAAUGCAUGCUGACUUGGAUGAAGACAUCAACGGCCUCCACAACCAAGUGAGAAGAUUGAGAAAUGUAGCUCAAGUUAUUGGUACGGAAGCUAAAUUCCAGAAUGAAUUUCUGGAUCAGCUGCAUAUGACGUUGUUGAAAGGUCAAGCAGGGUUGAAGAACAAUGUCAGGAGAUUGAACAGAAGCAUCGUCCGGAGUGGAUCAAACCAUGUUGUCCACGUAGUGGCUUUUGGACUACUUUGUUUCUUUGUGGUAUACUUUUGGUCCAAACUGUUCAGAUGAAGAUCAGAUACUUCGGAUACUUCAUGCCUUACAGACAUCUGUGUUUUAAGGCUAAAAGAGGUUUCAUCGACAACACAAAUACUUGUUUCAUUGUAAAGCUAUCGUCGUGUUCAUGUUCACUAAACAAGUUGAACAUCUUAACAAUCUUGGUUCGAGUUUCUCAAAGGAUUGUGCUUAGAGCGUCAUUGUGCAACAACCCCACUAAUCAUGUAAGCAGUAUGUGGCAUUUGUUUUUUAUCUUGGUCUCUCUAUACCAUAUUCAAUUUUUGUGUGGAGAAUGAAACGAUGCGAUUCUUCUCGUCAAAAGUUUGUUACAGAUUAUAUGGUUACAAAAUAGUGAAAUCUUUCGGCUUGUUUGUUGGUAAA